Messenger RNA from Manihot esculenta (cassava), 1125 nucleotides. RefSeq lists its product as uncharacterized. The record is from RefSeq and is a predicted model, not a curated record. NCBI's taxonomy places the organism in Eukaryota, Viridiplantae, Streptophyta, Magnoliopsida, Malpighiales, Euphorbiaceae. The coding region runs from base 218 to 937 and encodes 239 amino acids. Gene Ontology annotation, biological process: regulation of mitotic cell cycle. The transcript has 5 exons.
GGAACCCCGCUGCCGCCCGCCCUUCAUAUAUUAGCAGGAUGCCCAUUUAGAAAAAAACCCAUUUCGAAAAACUGUCGAUAACACUGGAAAUCUGAGAUACUCGGUGAGGAAUUUGGGAGACCGUCGGCCAAAUAAUAUUGGGAUAAUAAGCAAGAUAUCUGUACCCGUAUUCAUUUUGCAGAACAUAGACUUGAAACUUUCUCAUAAGCUCUCACCAAUGGCAUCACGAGUUGGCGGAGUGGUUCAAGAUCAGAAUAUAAAUGUCCACUACAAUGAAGCUUCUGUUGGCUGGAAGACUAAUGUCUCCAAAGUGCUGCCGAGGAAAGGAGUGCUAGGUGGAAGGACACCACUUGGUGAUCUGUCAAAUUCACUGAAGCCUUCUCUGAAUCAGGCAUCAAAGAAGCAUACCACUAGCAUUUCCUCCUUAGCUGAGAAAGAGACUGGUUCCUCUUUAAAUGCACUUGAUGUGACCAAGAAGAAAAGUAUGAAAGUGCAAACCAGUGGUAGGAAAGCGCUUUCUGACAUAUCAAAUUCAGGGAAGCCAAACCUGAAUGAGGGAUCAAAGAAGAAGUGCAAUACAAAGUUGAGUGUUGUGGCAGAGGAAUCAAUUGACGCCAAUGCAAUUGCGGAUGAACGUUUUCUGCACAAUCAUCAGGAAUGCAUCAAAGCACAAUCUAGACCUAUGGACUUGGAUCAGUUUCUUCAGACAAUUGGAUUAGACAAUGUGUUCCCCAAACUGCCGGCAAAUCGUAUGUCAAUUAAGGCUCCGAGUCCCCCAAGGCACUUGGAACUGGAAGAGAUGACUGACCAGCUGUUUGAGGAUCAAUCCUGGAAACGCAAGCAGUCUAGAAAACAUGACUCUCCGCCUGCUACUCCAAGAUCACCAAAGCAUUAUAUGCACCUUGACUACAACUUCAAGUUGUUAGAAUCCCCAUAGAUGCCAAAGCAUUGAUUUGCCUGUCAUCAAUGCCUCUCUGGAUAAAUAGGAAAUUUUUUGUUUGCGGCAGUCAUGUGAUUUCAAUCUUUUUGCCUUCUUGUUAGGAUGGAAUGGAAUUUAUGCCUGAUAUGGGCAGUACUAUUACAUGAAUCCAAUUUUCAUCUGGGAAAAGCAAUCUUUUUCUCAAC